AUGAAUUCCAUUCAUAUCCUCCUCUCUCUGUUGCUUGUUCACAUAGCAACAGCCCAAUCCGGGCACGGCUUUGGCGACUCCCAUGGCCAUUCACUCAACAAGCGCAGUCCACUUGCACCGGGUGCCAACGGUAUCUGCUACACCUACAUCAUUCAGGAACACGAUACCUGCGAGAGAAUUGCUGAGCGCUACCAGAUUACCACCAGCAAUAUCGAGACUUGGAAUCUCGGAUCCUGGGGCUGGCCGGGUUGUGCCAGAUUGAAGCAGGGUGAUUUUGUCUGUCUCAGCUCCGGUGCCCUUCCUAUGCCAGUUGCUCUCCCGCAUGCUGUCUGCGGUCCCCAAGUUCCCGGAACACAACGCCCUGCCAAAUAUAGCGAUCUCGCCUCUCUAAAUCCGUGCCCUUCAAACCAAUGCUGUGCUAAGUCUGGACAAUGUGGUACUACCUCUGCCUUUUGUGAUGCAAGCGCCGGUUGUAUCUUUAACUGUGGACCGAAGAGUACACAAAACAAAGCCACCACCCAAAGUACCACUUCAAAGACGACUACUUCACAGACUACUACGUCAAAAACAACUACUGCUUCAAACGUGACCUCCAAAACAACGACUACCUCAAAAACUACUACUACUACUUCAAAAACUACUGCGAAAGCAAACAUGGUGACUUUAACUAGCAUAAAAUUAGUGCCAGCUCCAAGCAGUGCUGCUCCGACUCAAACUUGGCAAAUGUCAGUCUAUUCAAAGGAUAAGUGCGAAGGGGAUUACUUCACUGUUCAAGGACAUGAAGACCAAUAUGCUGGCCACUGCAUUAUUCUCGCAGAUAAUACCAACACCAAAAUCUCGGAUAGUACUACGUCCUGUCGAUGGUGGUCUGAUGGUGGUCUCAACUGGGGCACCUGUGCCUCCAGUAAACUCACGAAACCCAAGUCAUGGUUUCUCAAAAGCGGAAAGUGUGCUAUGUAUUCGGGGAAGAAAUGCACGGACGAUGACUGGUUAGGAGAGACCUAUGCGUCUUUCAAGGGCUGCCAGUCUCCGAAGACUGGAUUUAUGUCUCCUCAGAAGGGUAAGACGUGGGGCUCAAUGCAGUGUUAUGAAAUGAAAUCGUGA
This is a messenger RNA of Penicillium crustosum, 1104 nucleotides long. RefSeq lists its product as uncharacterized. The record is from RefSeq and is a predicted model, not a curated record. The transcript has 2 exons. Lineage: Eukaryota; Fungi; Ascomycota; Eurotiomycetes; Eurotiales; Aspergillaceae. Gene Ontology annotation, molecular function: chitin binding. The coding region runs from base 1 to 1104 and encodes 367 amino acids.